AUCACCCGUUGUCUCCGCCUGGAGGCUGCUGCUGUGCGGUCGGUGGCAUGAACAAAUGUCUCUGCCUGGACUCUGCCUUGAUGCUGGUGACCUGGACAGCGGAGUUUGUACACAAUAGCAAUGGCAGAAAUACCCCUUUAUCUAUCCAGCGUCAGUAUAACUGUCACACAUGAUAUGGACUCUGACAAGAGCUCUGGAAAAGAGAAGGAAUAUGAGUGUGUGGAGAUCGGUGAUCUGGACAGAAAAGAGAAGACCCCACGCCGCAUUAUUCAUUUCUCCAGCGGGGAGACCAUGGAAGAAUACAGCACAGAUGAGGAGGAGGAAGACAAAACACAGAACACAAAGAAAGACCUUCUGUCCUCCAUAGACACAUCCAAGCUGGCUUGGGGCCCAUAUGUCUGGUUUCAGAUGUGGAGAGCAGCUACAUCCACUAUAUCUGCUUGUGACUACCUCAGUGAGCGAAUGGCAUCGCUUUUUGGCAUCACAUCAGCUAAAUACCAGUAUGCCUUAGAUGAAUACACCCGGUCAAAGAGGGAGAAGGAAGAGAGAGAUAAAGAUACACGGCUCACUGAAGAGGAAGAGCACCUGUUUGAAGAGCAGAAAAAUGAUGAAGACGAGGAUCCAAAGACUAACAGUUCUCAAGUACAAGUGACCAAUGAGCUGGACCUUCACCCUUCUUUUGCACCAAACACAAUUCACAUCCCUGCUCUUGUUACUAGCACUUAAUUACAAGAAUAGUUUGUCAUAUAAUUGUGGUUUACCCAUAGGCCUCUAUUCUUUAAAGCACUUAUUACCACAGAGACAUAAUCAGGCUCUGGUUUUAAAUAUUAACUUGUGUCUUUGACUACCUUAAUGCACUGAUCCUGGGCCAGUGAAACUAAAAAUACUGAUCAUGGUGCUAAUGAGGAGAUGAGCCAUUUCUUUAGCCUCAGACCAAAAAUGAAUUAUUAAUGAUUUCACUUAAAAUGAUUACACUGAACAUUUUUGUGUUUUUAAUUCACUCUGUACAGUAUGUAAUGUAUGAAUUAUUAUUAGUGUUAUGAAGCAUUUGAUGGACUUGCAUCAAUACAGAGACAUACCUCCCA
Molecule: messenger RNA, 1085 nt
Organism: Cyprinus carpio (common carp)
Lineage: Eukaryota; Metazoa; Chordata; Actinopteri; Cypriniformes; Cyprinidae
Product: protein FAM177A1-like
Source: RefSeq, a predicted model, not a curated record